AUGCUCAUGAACCUGGUCUCAAUUCUGGCUGCCCUCCGAGCCUGCGACAUCACAAAGCACUCCGGCGGCAAGAGGGGCCGCAAGCCCAUUGUUCCCGCCGUCACGGCAGCCGCGGCCGCCACCCCUGCCGAGCCUGCCGCCGAGCCCGCGCCGGCAGCACAGCCCCGCGCCGCUGCCAGCCCCGACGCGCUGUGCAAGGCUGCCACCGCCAGCCCUGCCGCUGAGGUUGGAUGGUUCAAGCGCGUUUGCCUCGAAUCGCGCGCCUUUUUCAAAACCCCAAUCAAGUUUGCCAAGAAGCCAGUCUUCUCGCGGGCGGCGAUGCCCGCGUCUGCAGCCACCACUGCCAAGAGCCCCAUCAAGCCCACCGAGCCCCCGCCCGCGCCCCAUACGGCCAGUGCAAGCUCCAGUAAGGGCAGCGGCGACGCCGCCCGAUGCGGCCGCAGCCCCUCCGCUCCCGCGGCCACUUUGUCCCGUUGGUUCAACAGCACCGCCACCAAGCUCAAGACCAAGUGCGCCGCCGCGUGCGACGCCGUCGCCAACCCCGUCACCGCCGCCGCCGCCGCGACCAAGGCAUCGGCGCUCCGCCUGGCCGUCAAGGGCAAGAUGCUGGUCACCAACAAGGGCCGCAGCGGCACCACGGCUCCCGACAACCGCAGCGACGACGCGUCGGAGUACGCCUCCGCCAACAGCGCCACCCCCUCGUUCCUGUCGCUGCGGUCGUGCGCGUCGUUCGUCUCGAUGGCGGAUGCCGGCUACUACGACGCCGUCCCCGCUUUCAGCACCCCCGCCGGCGACGCAGAGGUGCUGCUGGCCGUCGACACCGCGACCCACACCGUGCCCACUGUGGCCAAGUCUGCCGCCCCCGAAGCUUCCCCGAAGUCCAGCACCAGCGCAAAGACGCGCGGGGCGGCCAAGAAGAUCGUGCGCCUCUUUCUGUGCGGGGCCGCGCCCACCGCGCCCGCCCCCAAGGCGCCCACUGCGGCGGGCUGCUCCGCCCCCGCCGCCGCUGCCAAGCCUGAGCUCGGCGCGGCCAUUGCCGCAAAGGCCGCGGCGGCGCUGCUGCGCAUCUCGUCGCGCCGCCGCCGCCCCGACCAGGAGGGGGAGACGGCGGUGGCGGCGUAG
Molecule: messenger RNA, 1122 nt
Organism: Monoraphidium neglectum
Lineage: Eukaryota; Viridiplantae; Chlorophyta; Chlorophyceae; Sphaeropleales; Selenastraceae
Exons: 1
Coding region: 1-1122 (373 amino acids)
Source: RefSeq, a predicted model, not a curated record